CUGCAAACCUCCAACACUCAGUUUUCUGAAAGAGUGACGGACAGAUUCCGAAAAUGGCGUCCUUCAGAAUUCUGUCAAAAUCAGAGCAAUUUCAUAGAAAUAUAUCUUCAGUGAGAAGACAAAAAGGAGUACUGUCUAUGCAGUAUGGCAAGUGUGUUCCUCACCCUCGGGUGUGUGGCUGUUGCUUCUCCACCUCCUGCCCCAGGGAUGCCCGCUUCUUUACCGACCCCACAGAGGCAGUGAAAGACAUCCCAGACGGCUCCACUCUACUAGUCGGGGGGUUUGGUUUGUGUGGAAUACCCGAGAAUCUGAUUGGGAGUUUAUUGAAGACUGGAGUGAAAGGUAUCACAGCAGUCAGCAACAACGCUGGUGUGGAUAAUUUUGGUCUUGGUCUGCUGCUGAGGACCAAGCAGAUCAAGCGGAUGAUUUCCUCCUACGUUGGAGAGAAUGCAGAGUUUGAGAGACAGUACCUUUCAGGGGAACUGGAGGUGGAGCUAACGCCUCAGGGUACCCUGGCAGAGAGGGUACGUGCCGGCGGUGCUGGGGUCCCUGCCUUCUUCACGCCCACUGGGUAUGGCACACUGAUCCAGGAGGGAGGCUCACCCAUCAAAUACAACACAGACGGCAGUGUGGCCAUCGCUAGCAAGAAGAGAGAGGUGAGGGAGUUCAAUGGCAUCCACUAUGUCAUGGAGAGAGCCAUCACAGGGGACUUUGCUUUGAUCAAGGCCUGGAAAGCUGAUCGAGCCGGUAACAUUGUGUUCAGAAAAACAGCACGGAACUUCAACCAGCCCAUGUGUAAAGCAGCUAAAGUCACCGUAGUGGAGGUAGAAGAGAUUGUAGAUGUGGGGACCUUUGCUCCAGAAGAUAUCCAUGUCCCCAGCAUCUAUGUUGACAGGAUUGUGAAGGGGGCAGUCUAUGAGAAGAGGAUAGAGAAGAGAACGGUCCAGAAAGGCUCUUUGGAGACACCCAAACCCAAGAGGAAGGCAGACCUGCUCCGAGAGAGGAUCAUCAGGAGAGCAGCACUGGAGUUCCAGGAUGGGAUGUAUGCAAACCUUGGUAUUGGGAUCCCCAUGCUGGCCAGCAACUUCAUCAACUCUGACAUCACUGUGCACCUACAGAGUGAGAAUGGACUUCUGGGCCUGGGUCCUUAUCCCACCGAAAGUGAGGUAGACCCAGACCUUAUCAAUGCAGGUAAAGAGGUUGUAACUGUGGUUCCUGGAGCCGCGUUUUUCUCCAGUGAUGAAUCAUUUGCUAUGAUCAGGGGUGGCCACAUUGACCUGACCAUGUUGGGGGCCAUGCAGGUGUCUAAGUAUGGGGACCUGGCCAACUGGAUGAUCCCGGGAAAGAUGGUGAAAGGAAUGGGAGGGGCUAUGGACCUAGUGGCAAGUGCAGGAACCAAAGUGGUGGUGACCAUGGAGCAUUCUGCUAAGGGGGACAAACACAAAAUCCUGGAGAGUUGUACUCUCCCACUGACCGGGAAGCAGUGUGUGGAUAGGAUCAUCACUGAAAAGGCAGUUUUUGAUGUUGACAAGGCCAGCGGCCUCACUCUCAUAGAGAUCUGGGAGGGGCUGAUUCCUGAUGACAUCAGAGCUUGCACUGGCACAGACUUUGCUGUAUCCCCAAAUCUAAGACCAAUGCAGCAGAUCUGAACCCAGUGACUCCAAACCUUUCUGCAGUGCACAUAAUCCUUCUUUUAACAUUCCACGUGACCAUAGUGCUACAAUUGCAUGUACACAACAACUCUGGGAGAGAGGUAUAAAUAGAUCUGCAGACUUGAAGGUAUUGACAGUUAAGAGUCAGUCGGCUACAACGUGCCUGUGACUUACAAUAGAAUCAGCUUGCUGAAGUCUAGGUCUACAAUGCAAUGACUGGUCAUUCCAAGCUGUAUAUGGUAUGAUCCAUGGCAGAUUGUUUUACUCUUAAAAUGGCAUAACUAAAUUUGUUUGAGUUUCAUAAUUUUACAGAGACACUCAAGUGCUAAGUAUUUUUUUUUGGUUCAGGAUUGGAUGAUAUCAAAUCAAAUUGAUUUGUCACAUACACAUGGUUAGCAGAUGUUAAUGCGAAGUGUAGCGAAAUGCUUGUGCUUCUAGUUCCGACAAUGCAGUAAUAACCAACGAGUAAUCUAACAAUUCCAAAACUACUACCUUAUACACACACAAGUGUAAAGUGAUAAAGAAUAUGUACAUAAAGAUAUGAAUGAGUGAUGGUACAGAACGGCAUAGGCAAGAUGCAGUAGAUGGUAUCGAGUACAGUAUAUACAUAUGAGAUGAGUAAUGUAGGGUAUGUAAACAAAGUGGCAUAGUUUAAAGUGGCUACAGCAGCAGAUGUCACAGGGAUGUAUUGUCUGCAUGAUAUCAUACAUUAUAUACACUUGAGAGCAUCUGGGGUCGUCAAAAUCAUACAAUGUUUCUAACUUGGGUAAAUUCAGCAUUGUGACCUUUGCACUAAUGGUGCGGCGCAGAGAGGCUCAACCAGGAAAAACAAUUGUUACGCAACCGGUUCCCUACUCAGAAAAGGGGGGUGGUGAUUUGCUCCUGGGUUCUGUUGGAUUGUAAGGUCGGUAGGUAUGAUGUGAUGGUCUAGGAGGAAGAGAGAAAAUACACUGCUCAAAAAAUAAAGGGAACACUUAAACAACACAAUGUAACUCCAAGUCAAUCACACUUCUGUCCACUUAGGAAGCAACACUAAGUGUAACAUGUAUAGUGUUGAUUCAAGAGUUCAAUUAACACUCAGUGUAUUUUUACACUCAGAACCGCAGUGUUGGUGUUAAUAACCAGAGUUGAACCAAAGCCAUGCCCAUCGUUAUAUUUUACAGCAUGCUCUAUUGCAGAUUAUUUUUGUUUUGUUUCAAUGUCUAUGUUUUUGUAUGUACAUUGAUUAAUUAACCAUACACAUUUUUUAUUUAA
Molecule: messenger RNA, 2906 nt
Organism: Oncorhynchus masou masou (cherry salmon)
Lineage: Eukaryota; Metazoa; Chordata; Actinopteri; Salmoniformes; Salmonidae
Product: succinyl-CoA:3-ketoacid coenzyme A transferase 1, mitochondrial-like
Exons: 17
Coding region: 54-1649 (531 amino acids)
Biological process (GO): ketone body catabolic process
Cellular component (GO): mitochondrion
Molecular function (GO): succinyl-CoA:3-oxo-acid CoA-transferase activity
Source: RefSeq, a predicted model, not a curated record